Arabidopsis thaliana (thale cress) is the source of this 1548-nucleotide messenger RNA. It is a transcript of the gene ATL63, whose product is annotated as TOXICOS EN LEVADURA 63. The transcript has a single exon. The coding region runs from base 171 to 1097 and encodes 308 amino acids. Gene Ontology annotation, biological process: protein ubiquitination. Gene Ontology annotation, cellular component: membrane. Gene Ontology annotation, molecular function: ubiquitin protein ligase activity; transferase activity. NCBI's taxonomy places the organism in Eukaryota, Viridiplantae, Streptophyta, Magnoliopsida, Brassicales, Brassicaceae. The record is from RefSeq and is marked reviewed.
GGUUUAUUAUAUAAAGGAAAACGACUAAUAUAUUUCUUUCAUUUUUGUUCGUAAUAUGCGUAAUUUUGAUUAUCCCUAUACUAUACACUUUUACUCUAGACACAUGUAUAUAGUUGGCCCUCCAACAAAAUAAAGAAAUCAAGAGAUAAAAGAGAAGUCUCUCCAAGAUUAUGAGUGAAGAAGACGGCGGCUCAAUGAGUGUCAAAAGCAGUCUCUCAAGCUUCCUCAAGAUCUUAUCUUCUUACAAUUCCAAUGUUCUUUUAGCUGCUCUAGUCUUCCUUCUCUUAGUCGUCCUCUUCGUCUUGCUUCUCCAUUUCUACGCUCGCUUUUUCUGGUCUCCCUCUCAUCAAGAUUUCUCCGCCGCCGCUAGACAUCGCCGGAGAAGACGAAGAAACCGGAGAAGAACAGUGACGACAACAAGAAUCAUACCUUCUCUCCCACUCGGAGGUUUUGAUGAUGGAGUAUCUUCUCCAGCUGCUACUGCAACAAGGGAUGACAAAGGUUUGGAUUCUUCAGUGAUUUCUUCAAUUCCUCUGUUUGUUUACGAAGAAAACGAGGAAGAGGAGGAUGAAGAAGAAGAGUGUGUGAUAUGUUUGGGGUUAUGGGAAGCUGGAGAUUUUGGUAGAAAGUUGAGAAAUUGUGGACAUGGGUUUCACGUAGAGUGUAUAGAUAUGUGGUUGUCCUCUCAUUCCACGUGUCCUCUCUGUCGAUCCCCUGUUCUUGCCGCCGUCUCCGAUGAAGAAAAUCUUAAGCUGGCCGUUAACGCCGUCGAAGAAGAAGCAGAGGUUAGAUUACAAAUGUCUCCAGCGGGAGAAAACGAGAGCAACGUCUCCGGUGAUCGGAGAGUUUCACUGUCUCUUUCUGUAAUGGAAGAUGAUCUCAAAACAGGGGAUGACGAUGGAGAAGAAGAGGUUAGAAUUGAAGUGUUUGAUGAUGAUGAGGAGAUCAACGAUGGAGGAACAAGAAGUGAUCGGAGAAGAUCAAUGUCAAUGACGUCAUCAGCAUCGAGUUCGUUGAUGAGGAUGUUAAGUAGUAGUAGUAGUAGAUCGGAGCGUAACAAAGUGUUCCCGACGGCGAGGCAAGAUUCAUCUAAAUAGAAAUAUUAUUAUAUAUAGACAAGUAAAAAUGUUGUUGUGAACAAUUUUGGAAAUGGAAUAUGAAUAACCAAAAGCCUCGUGUGGUUAAAAAACAGAAAGAUGUUUACAAAAGAGGUAAUCUAUUUGAUUAAGCUUUUGGUUGAAGAUUUAAAGCUAAUGGAGGCAAAAUCUAAUAAGGUCAUGUAAUCUUAAUUAAAUUGUAAUAUGUAAUUAGAUCUCAUGUAAAAUAUGGAGUUGUGUGAUUUUGAAAGAUGAAAAAAGCGUAGAGAGCGACAGUGAAAGAAUCUCAGAGGGCAACAUCACUCACUUCUCAUUUGGUUGGGUUGGGAUCAAAAGCAAACUAACUACUGUUGAACUUAUUGUUGCAAACUUAAAAUUAUGCUUUUGUAUUUUCCAUUAUUCUUGGCCUCUUCUUCUAUCUUCCAUAUCAUUUCAUAUUCGGUAGGACACC